AUGAGUCGACCCCCGCCCAGAGGCCGGGCUCCUUCGCCUGUGGGCCUGGACCCGGCUCUCGACAGGCCACCCAAGCCCACGCUGAAGACCGACUUGGUCAUCAACGUUGAUCUGCCGUACACUGCGUACAAGAUCAACAGCCCGACUGGCGAAUUCGGUCUGCUUCCUGCGCUGCGCCGCCCGGGUUACAACACUACGGGUAAGGAAGUUGACAUUCUUGUCAACGCUUACCCGAUCUUGAAAUGGCCAACCAAACCCGUGUACCAGUACGAGGUGAACGUGGUUCAGGGACGUAUCCUGGCAGAUGAUCGGCGUGUGCACCGCAAGGUCUGGCACAGCAAUGAGAGAAAGGCUAAGCUGCCCGAUGCAAUCUUUGACGGGUUCAAAAUUGCCUGGUCCCUCACCGACUAUAAGGAUUUCAAUGAGGUUAUCCUUGACAUCAAGGGUGGCGUUACUCGUCCGCUGGAAACACAGCAUGACGAAGGCUUCGCGCCUGAGUCCUUCCGCUUGUCGCUCCGCCGCAACAGGAAGAUCGACCUGAGUGUGAUCAACGCUUGGCUCGAGGGGAAACAUGAUACGGAUGAACAUGUACUCGAAGCAUUCAAUUUCCUGGACCACCUGUUGCGUUCGUGGCCGAACGACAGGUUUGUGGGAAUAAAACGCUCAUACUUCUUUGACAAGCUGAGCGAGGAAGAUGAGAAUCGCUUUACCAUGGAUCUUUGCAAUAUGGGCUGCUCCGUUAUGCGGGGCAUCUACCAGGCUAUUCGACCGUCUCCGAAAGGGCUUAUGCUCAAUGUCGAUGUCUCUCAUGCGGUUUUCUUUUCCCGCAUUUCUCUCAUGGGAAUUAUGCGAGGCCUCUACGAACUGCGUGACCCCCAGCAGCUAAUGGCACUUCUCAAGCCCAUUGCUGAUGGCUACGGCGGGAUCAAAGAGUCACCCAGUUUCAUUGCAAUCAACAAGCGGAUCAAGGGCCUUAGGGUUAUGCCCAACUACGAUGGCUGCCCUUUCAAGGAGAAGGGAUUCAUGAUCGACAACAUGAUGAACGCGAAUCCCCGGGAGUAUCUUCUCGACAUCCAGGACAGGGCGACUGGCGAGGUGGAGCGCAUCAGCGUGGAGAAGUACUUCUUGAAGAAGUACAAUGUCUAUCUUCGCUAUCCAAUGAUGCCUCUCAUCAAGAUGACGAAAAAGAACUGCAUCUACCCUGCAGAGUUUCUCGUCAUCAAGGGCCUGCAGAGGUACCGGUACAAAUUGAAUGAAGACCAGACGGCGCAAAUGAUCAAGUUCUGUGCCACCAAACCUUCGAAGCGGCUGGCUGACAUCCGCGAAUGUAAGAGCCUGCUUCAGCAUGACAAUGACCCGGUGCUGCGAAUGUAUGAUAUGAAAAUUGGCACAAGCAUGCUCAAGGUAAAGGCGCGAAUCCUCCCCAACCCCGAACUUCGCUUUGGUGCAAAUGGGAAGCAUAACCCAGGCACCAGCGGCCGCUGGGACCUUCGAGGCAAAAAGUUCUACACGCCCAAUUCGCAGCCACUGAAAAGUUGGGGUGUUGGCUUCUUCACGGGAAAGCGAAAUGCCAUCAACACUGACCAGACUCUCCGCUUCAUUGACAACCUCAUGAAGAUUUACGCCGGCCACGGUGGUCAGAUUGUUACACGCCCUCAGGUCGCGGAACUCAACGAGGAUAUUGGCCACGCCAUCAAAAAGCUCUAUGAUCAAACGCAGAUGAAGUUCAAGCAGCUUCCCCAGCUUCUGGUUAUUAUUGUCCCCAACAAGGACUCUUUUGUGUAUCUGCGCAUCAAGAAGUCUUGCGACUGCCGAUUCGGCGUGCCAUCCCAGGUCCUUCAGGCUGGGCACUGCAUAAACAACCGCCCCCAGUACAUCAGCAACGUUCUGAUGAAGGUCAACGCGAAGCUCGGUGGGACGACAGCGCGGGCCCAGUCUCGCCUUCAAGACACGACCUUGCGCCCGCAUUCGAUGAUUGUUGGGGCAGAUGUUACUCACCCUAUGAUUGGUGUCUGGACCCCUUCUCUGGCAGCCAUGACUGUCUCGGCGGACCAGUUUGGCUCUCGCUACAUGGGUGCUUGUGAGUGCAAUGGAGACCGCGUGGAAAUCAUUCACGAGGGGAACGUCACCUUCCUUCUGGAACCGCUGAUCCGUGAGUGGGUUACUACCGUCGGACAGGGCCGUCCUCCCAAGAAUAUCUAUUACUUCCGCGAUGGCGUUUCGCAGUCUGAGUUCUCCAAGGUGCUGGAAGAGGCAAAGCACAUCAAGCUGGUUAUUGCGAAAGUCUGCAACACUACUUUAUUUGAGGGCAAGAUGACCGUGGUGAUCGCCAACAAGCGUCACCACCUGCGCGCGUUCCCCAACCCUAGUGACCAGAGUUCCGCUGACCGGAAUGGCAACCCUUUGCCCGGAACAUUGAUCGAGCGUGAUGUGACCAGUCCCCAUGACUGGGACUUCCUCUUGUACGCUCACAUUGCUCUGCAGGGGACUUCACGCCCCGUCCACUAUCAUGUCAUCCUGGACGAGAUGAAGCACAAGCCUCACGAACUGGAAAACAUGAUUUACGACCAUUCUUACCAGUACAUCCGGUCUACCACCUCCGUGUCGAUUCAUCCUGCGGUCUACUACGCACACCUUAUUGCCGCCCGUGCUCGUCAUCAUGAGGAUGUUCCUGCCAGCUCCGGCCCUCAGAGUGGCCCAACUGUGAAAAUGACCAACCCCAAGCCCAGAGAUCGUCCCGCGACCCCCAAGCUCCUCCCCAUUCAGGGUAGUGACAAUCGUCUGGCUCUGCGGAUGUGGUACAUUUGA
Messenger RNA from Penicillium lagena, 2808 nucleotides. Its product is annotated as putative eukaryotic translation initiation factor eIF-2C4. The transcript has 6 exons. Gene Ontology annotation, molecular function: RNA binding; protein binding. The record is from RefSeq and is a predicted model, not a curated record. Bases 1 to 2808 code for a protein of 935 amino acids. NCBI's taxonomy places the organism in Eukaryota, Fungi, Ascomycota, Eurotiomycetes, Eurotiales, Aspergillaceae.